CCGCGCCGCGCCAUGCAGACCUUCCUCAAGGGGAAGCGCGUGGGCUACUGGCUGAGCGAGAAGAAGAUCAGGAAGCUGAAUUUCCAGGCCUUCGCCGAGCUCUGCCGGAAAAGAGGAGUAGAAGUAGUACAGCUCGACCUGACCAAACCAAUCGAAGAUCAAGGUCCUUUGGAUGUGAUCAUACAUAAACUGACGGAUGUCAUCCUUGAAGCGGACCAGAAUGACAGCCAGUCCCUGGAGCUCGUUCACAGGUUCCAGGAAUACAUCGAUGCGCAUCCUGAAACCAUCAUCCUGGACCCUCUUCCAGCGAUUCGGACGCUCCUGGACCGCUCCAAGUCUUACGAGCUAAUUCGGCAAAUAGAGGCCUACAUGCAAGAUGAGAGAAUCUGUUCACCACCCUUCAUGGAGCUGACAAGUGCCUGUGGAGAAGAUACUUUGCAGCUAAUAGAGAAGAAUGGACUGGCAUUCCCAUUCAUUUGUAAAACCAGAGUGGCCCACGGAACCAACUCUCACGAGAUGGCAAUCAUCUUCAACCAGGAGGGCCUGAAGGCUGUCCGCCCGCCCUGCGUCAUUCAGAGCUUCAUCAAUCACAACGCUGUGCUGUACAAAGUGUUCGUGGUCGGGGAAUCCUACACAGUGGUGAAGAGGCCAUCCUUGAAGAACUUCUCUGCUGGCAUCUCAGACAGAGAAUCUAUAUUUUUCAACAGCCACAACGUUUCGAAGCCGGAAUCAUCGUCUGUGCUAACAGCGCUUGAUAAAAUCGAAGGAGUGUUUGAGCGGCCCAAUGAUGACGUGAUCCGGGAAAUCUCCAAGGCGCUGCGGCAAGCUCUGGGAGUUUCCCUCUUUGGAAUUGAUAUCAUCAUUAACAAUCAGACUGGGCAGCACGCGGUCAUUGAUAUAAAUGCAUUCCCAGGGUACGAGGGCGUUUCGGAGUUCUUCAGCGACCUCCUGAACCACAUAGCGGCCGUGCUGCAGGGCCAGGCGCCCGAGGGGCCGCCGCUGAGCCGCAGCCAGCUGCUGCCCGAGCAGAGCGGCGGCCUCCUGGGCGAGCGGAGGUGCUGCGCCGGCCGCGGAAAAGACUCCUCCUGGAUCGUGGAGAGCGAGGCCAGCAGUGCAGUAAAACUGCAGCACCAGAGACUAGGCUGCAACUCGGCUGUGUCCCCCAGCUUCCAGCAGCACUGCGUCGCUACGUUGGCCACCAAGGCUUCCUCUCAAUAACUUGCCGAGGCCGGGGACUCAGGAGAAGCCCCAGGGAUGCGACGUGCCGUCCCGGAACCAGACAGAUCAGGCUGUAGAAAUACACUUGCAAAAAAUGAAAAGCGAAGUACAAAAAAAAAAAAAAAGAAAAAGAAAAAAAAAAAACACUUCCAUUUGAUUUAACCUGAUUUGCUGAUGAAAUGGACAGAAAGGGGGAGGAGGAGGAGGUGAUCCAGAUCCAUUUCGUUAGGUUUCAGUUGCAAAUCGGUAGUGAGUUUACACACACACAUGGGUUUUAACACUAGUCCUUUCAUUGUGGGAGGGUUGCUCUUGCAUUUCUAUUGUUCUUUGUAAUCACUGGUGACCAGCAUUUUAAAAUCGGACCUCAUGGUAUCAAGAAGAUAAUAAUGUUGGAGUGUAUGAAUGUAACAGUGCUAGAAAUUUUUGCCUAAAAUACUCCCUGAUCCUGCUUUCCAGCUCGACCCUCGCGAGAGGAAGCUAAGAGCACCUCAGUACCACCAAGCCAGAUCUGUGGCAACGUCCAGCAGACACGAUGUUCACAGGUAGCUUGCUGUGCUGGGGCAGAGCUGCCUGCUUGUUCAGGGUGCAGGACUGAGGCACCAGCCCUGCUUCCAGCUUUGCAGUUUUUCCCCUGGCCUCACUGCCUCAGUAGAAAGCAGCUUCUAACUACACUUGCCGAUAGCAGAAACCUGCCUGAUGAGACACGUCUGGAAAAAGGGUGCAGAUGGUCAGGAUGAGUGACUUGUAGAUGAAGCAUCAUCCUUCCAAGCCUCCGCUGGAGUUGAAAUCCAUGAAGAGCUCGUGGUUUCAGCUCAUCUUUUAGCAGAGAGUGUAAUUCUCCCUCCAUUGGAUUGGGAGGAGUCUGGGACAGCUCUGCAAGGGGGCUGGCAAAGAGCCACAUAUUUUCCAUAGAGCAGCACAUCUGGUGUGCAGAUCCGAAGGAGUAGCGCAGCGCUGCCUUUCACACAUCCACCACUCCAUACAUUGUAUUUUUCUUCCAGAGACAUUUAAGUAAGGGCAGAAUUGCCUGGAGUGAGGCUUUGUAUGAGGUAGCAGCAAUACAGGGCAGCUCUGGCUGAGAGACUUCAUUAUUGGGGUACGGGCUGUCAGAUGAAGCUGUGUGCUAAUUUAUGGCAGUGCUCUGUAUCACCUGUAAACUACAGCCCAGCCAAAUUGUAUAUUGCUCUUGAGACAGUAACCCUACAGUGUUCACCCUCUAUUGCUUCUUGUAGCAUUGCAGCAUCUCCUGCUGCGGAGAAUUCCUGCAACUUUUGCCAAUUCUGAACACUAAACUGGAAGUAACUGAGUCUGUCCGCGCUGGGAACAUAGACACUAUUCUGGUAGACUUAGCGGCCUUUCCUUCUGCAUAUAAGCCCUGAACUAAGUUUAAGGAGGCGGGGUUAAGAAAAUUUCCUUAGUUAAGCUCUUAGCUUACAGGUAAGGGAAUUUCCAUCGUUCUAUACCAGGCAUUUAUAAAGCACUCAUCACUGUGGCAUCUAAUACUAGUUUUGCUGCUGUCAUCCUGUAGAUACCUACUCGAAAGCAAAGGACCAGGCAAUAAGAGACCAGAUAGACCAAGGAGAAGUACUAGACCAAAAUGUGGAAAGGAUGUCACCAUCCUGCCCGAUGGUACCAGUCUAUAGGAGAAGAUGUUCCUAAGAGCAUUCUGUAGCAAUUACUUUCUGCAAAUGAUGAUUUUCCUUUAGGAGGCAUUGGAUAUUUUUCCCAAAGUGCCCUUCUAGGGAAUUGUCUAUAGCUGCGAUUGGAUUUUCGAGGAUGAUUCAUACAACACAAUAUUAUUCCACCUCUCGAAAGGCACUAACUUUCAGUUUAGGUCUUUCUAUAAGGACUGGACAGAGUCGAGUAGCUGUUGAAUUCCAUGGGGGCCCCAGGUAGAGCCGAGCUGCACGUGGGCUGUGAGCUGGGCCUAUCUCUAAGCCUCGAGCACCCGGCUCACAGAGCUUGGCUGCUGGUGCUGCCAGGGGCUCCCUGUUCACGGGCAGGGUUUGCAUCGGGAAAGACCAAAACUUUCAUAAAGCCAUGGCCGAAAUAAAAUCAAUGUCUACAGUUUGGGGUUUGUUUUAAUCUGUUUAAAAAGAAAAGGCUUUUUAUGUUACGUGUGUACCAGAAGAUACCCUCAGGAAGGAGCUUGCCAGUGCAUAUUUUUGUAUGGUACUUUCUUGUAACCAGCUGGUGGAGUGUUUGUAGACUUGCCUUUUGCUCCCUUUAUUACAACGGCUUUUUUUUUUUUUCCUUUUUAAUUGGGUGGUGGGGAAGAAGCAAUGAUGUUAAAACCGGGGUAGUAACUCAAGACCUUUCCAACUAAGUAUGUUUACAUGAACCCGAGUGUUGGAUCCAAUCGAAAUGUCUGUAUGCUGUUUCCUAGUUAGAACAUCAAAUAAGAUUUUUAUUUUCCUGGCUGCCUUCUGAAUUUUGGUUGGCCUAUUUUGCACUGCUUUAUUUCUCCAAAAUAAACUACUGAAAUAUAACUGUGCAUUUUAAACUUGUUUACAAAUGAUUGUUAAAAGUUUAUUUUGUAAUUCUCUAAAGGCUUACAGAAAUACUAUAUUUAAAUAUUACUCCAGACCUUGGCAGUAACUAGAAAACAAGUUUAGGUUGUUGGUGUGAUCAGUGACAUGUUUUUCCCAUAGUCUGUAAUUUAUUUUUAUUUAUCAAAUAUAUUGGUAUCACUUUAAUUUACCAGGUGCAAAUAUGCAGAAACCUGUUGUGAUGUGGCAUUACAGUAGAAUUUUUUACAUAAAUUACCAUGCAAUUGCUGUAGUACUAUAUAUUUCUUUGCAAAAGUUGUUGUUAUGGCUCACAGGCUAAAUCACAUGGGAAAAUUCGAGAGACCAACUUUUAAAGCCAAAUCUUUAAAUUACUAAGUGUCCAGACCAAUAACUACUUAACUGUAAAACCCUCAAGCAUGCACAUAUUACCAAGCAUGUGCUAAAGUGCUUUUCUGAAUUGCUGCCUCAUUUGAUAAGUUCAGGGUAGUUUUGAUUUAAGAUAAGCUUUGCAGAAAACUGGCUGAUGGUGUGUAGCAUUUUUUUUUCUCUUUUGAGAGUAAUAAAGCUUAGCAAUUUUAGACAUUCACAGAAUGCUUUUGCUCUUAAGCUUUUGCAGACAAUCUGGGUGAGAUUUUCUGUGCUGGCUGUUUGAAUCCAGUUACCGUGGGGUAGAAGAGGUUGUGCUGUGAUUUCAGAGGCAUAGCUACUAUUGCUGGAGCAAUGACAUUGAAAUUAAAUGGUCACUGCUUCGCUUAGGGAUCGGAUGCUGGUGUGUUUCACUGUUACAAAAGCAGAGGAACACCCCUGGCUUGGUGGGAUUCCUCCAGCUCUUACAUCAGCGUGAUGGGGACGAUUUGAUGGUGAUUUCCACCCUAAUUAUGUAAUUUGCUUCAGUAGGUGAAGACUCUUCCCUGUUAAAGACAUCUCACACAGUCUCACCAUGGCCUGGCCGUAGAACUGUUGCUGUCCCCUGUCCCCUCCAUCCGGCUUUGCCAAGUUGCCCUUUGGUUUGUAACGGCUCUACCGGAGCAAUCGGAUCACUAUGUGGGACGAAACGUGGGACUGUUCGUGAGCAGGAGGGUGCUCGGGUGGAAGCCUCCAGCUUCCCCUGGGCAUCGGAGCUGGUCGCACAGCAAAAGGCAGCGCUGGGGCUGCCGCGGGAGCUGCAGGCGAGGGGGCUGCUGCGGACACGGCCCCAAGCGCUGCAGGUCACGACGGGCUCUGCGGGGCCAGGGAGCCGCGGUAGGGCAUGGAGAAAAACGGCAGGAGACAGUCAGGAGGGAGCAGAAGAAAUGUGGCCAGAGGGAUUUAAAUUGACUGGGAAAAAGGAAAACAAGGAGAAGUGCUUCCGUGGUUUCCAUCCCCACAACCCUGCCAGGCCAGGCAUGCCAGCUCCUAAGUUAAUGCCUACUUCCCAGCGUCUUUGUGUGGCAGCAGUGCCCAGUGAGGCAGGUCUGGCCCAGCAGCUUGCAGCCUUGCCCUCCACAGCUGUGCAGAAAAUCUCGGGUUUGGGGUUUUUUCUUUUCUAGUGAAUAGACUAUUUUGAGUUUGUAAAAGUCACCCCGUGUGCAUACUUGCAGGAAUUCACUUCCAUUACCCUGCUAAUUCUCUCCUCCUUAGUAACAGAUGUAUUGAUUUUUGUAUUCAAUAGACAAUUACUUCAUGGCGUUGCAACUAUGUGUUUUGUAAUUAGGAGUCUGUGAAAAUGCUUUGUGUAGAUUAAAAUAUUUCCUUUAAUAUAAUCUCCUCUUACUUUCAUAGAUAAACAGACACACUGUUGCAGAUCACAUUGCUGAUUUUAUUUGUAAUGUUGCUUUCAUACCUUAUUUCAAAGGAAUGUAACCUCCAGAAAAGUACUUUCCACAUCUUCACUGCCUUUCCUUUUGCUGUUCACUCCAUGUGGAUCCAGGCCAUCAGCUUGAGUUUGUGAUGCCGUGGGCUUGAGAUCC
This is a messenger RNA of Nothoprocta perdicaria, 5677 nucleotides long. It is a transcript of the gene ITPK1, whose product is annotated as inositol-tetrakisphosphate 1-kinase. The record is from RefSeq and is a predicted model, not a curated record. Gene Ontology annotation, biological process: inositol trisphosphate metabolic process. Gene Ontology annotation, molecular function: inositol-3,4,5,6-tetrakisphosphate 1-kinase activity; inositol-1,3,4-trisphosphate 5-kinase activity; magnesium ion binding. Bases 13 to 1218 code for a protein of 401 amino acids. NCBI's taxonomy places the organism in Eukaryota, Metazoa, Chordata, Aves, Tinamiformes, Tinamidae. Gene Ontology annotation, cellular component: cytoplasm. The transcript has 10 exons.